This is a messenger RNA of Bufo gargarizans (Asiatic toad), 3418 nucleotides long. It is a transcript of the gene TPBG, whose product is annotated as trophoblast glycoprotein. The transcript has 2 exons. Lineage: Eukaryota; Metazoa; Chordata; Amphibia; Anura; Bufonidae. The record is from RefSeq and is a predicted model, not a curated record. Gene Ontology annotation, biological process: negative regulation of canonical Wnt signaling pathway. Bases 501 to 1691 code for a protein of 396 amino acids. Gene Ontology annotation, cellular component: plasma membrane. Gene Ontology annotation, molecular function: protein binding.
GUGCAUGGAUGACGCUGUCGUGUGGCAGCAGCACCUCGUGUGGAAUAAAUGUAGCGCAGUGAGCGUCUGGUGGAGCCCAGUUUGGAAGAUUAGGUGUUUCCUUCACUUUGCUUACCGACUCCCCCUACAACUCGUAGAUCCUGGUGGUAUCUCCCGGAGAGGCAGGACCGGGGAGCAGCAGCAGAGCAAGGAGUAAGAGGCUGGUGUGAGCGGCUGGAUGUGGAGGAGUCGCUGCUUGGAGACCAGUGCCAGGAAUUCUCAGUAAACACGGGGAGACUCCAGGUUUCAUUGAGAAAGUUCUUCCCACUCCUGGAGAUAUCUUCAAGCGCCUGGCAUUGUGUGGUCCAAGGGUAAGGUUCUGGCACCGGAAGGAACCCUGCUCACUGUUUACACCGUGCUUUCCUUUCUUCUGCCUGUUACUGCUGGGAAUUCACAUCGGACGGUAUCACAAAACCCUCUAUACGGGGGAAACCUGGGGUUACAACACAAUAGCAGGGGCGAUGCCUUCCUUCCAUGUACCCUCUUUGUUGGAACUCUGGAGGAGGGGGUCUGGACUAAGAAAUAUGAAGGGGUCGCUAUUACUAGUCAUAGUGUUUGUGCAGGCUUUGGGUAGUGUAUGGUCUCAGUCCGAACAACAGACUCAGUGCCCAAAAUCAUGCGAGUGUUCGGAUGCAGCCCGGACUGUGAAAUGUGUGAACAAGAGUCUAAAGGAGGUGCCCAAAAACCUCCCAUCUUAUGUGAAGAAUCUCUUCAUCACGUACAACAACAUACACAAUGUGCAGGAGGGAUCCUUCAAUGAAGUCUUAACAAACCUUACCAAUCUCAGUCUAAGUAGUAACCACCUCCAGGAACUGGGCAGAAACACCUUCAGAAACCUUCCAGGUCUACAGCAUCUGGAUCUUAGUAACAAUAAGUUGGCCAAUAUUAGCGACUUGUCCUUCCAAGUUGGUGGUGGCCUUAGCAGUCCACUGCUGGAGUUGAACCUCCGUAGCGCUCUCUUCAAUGAGUCCAUGAUCUUCUUCGUGGCUGGUGCCCUGCAGAAUGGAUCGUUAAGUAACCUCCAGAAGCUAAGCUUGAGUGGGAACAAUCUAAUGUACUUGCCAACGGAUAUGUUCGCUUCAUUGCCCAGCCUCACACACCUUGACCUGAGCAACAAUUCCCUGGUCAGUCUCCGAUCUGGGAUUUUCACCAACCUUGACAGCCUUGACACUUUGGAUCUGAGAAAUAACUCUUUAAAAAACCUAAGGAAUGCAACACUUUUAGAUUUUUCCAGUCAACCUGCUUUGUCUGUGUUCCUCAAGGACAACAGCUGGGUCUGCACCUGUGAAAUUGAACCUUUUCUUAACUGGCUCAAGGACAUGACAAUAGUGAAGGAUUCAUCCAGCUUGCUUUGCUCCGAGCCAGAGAAGAUGAGGAACAUUUCAUUGCUUUCAGUUAAAAUCUCUGAGCUUGAGUGCCCACCAUAUCCAGAUGACACCAGCUUACAAACCUCCUAUGUUUUUCUGGGUAUCGUGCUAGCCCUCAUCGGAGUGAUCUUUCUGCUCGUCUUGUAUCUGAACAGGAAAGGGAUUAAAAAGUGGAUUUACAACAUCAGAGAUGCAUGCAGAGAUCACAUGGAGGGCUAUCACUACAGAUACGAGAUCAAUGCAGAUCCCAGGCUGACAAACUUAAGCACAAACUCUGAUGUAUAAAUAAUUUUUUUGUGGACCAGAGCAACACUUUAUCUAUGCAUGAACUUAAUGUACAGAUAAUGCAUUUAACCAUGAGCUUGCUCUCUUCACUCCCUGCUGCAGAAGUAGACAAUGGCUCCACGCAGGGCUUCUGAAUGCCUCCAUCUGACUGUGAAUUUAUUGCUGCUUUCUAAUUUUCUCUGUACUGUAGAGUCUGGACUUCGCAUGCUGACCAUCCACACAGAACAGACUGGUUUUGCUGUUCAUAGGAUGAUACUCCUAAAAGAACAAUGUUGGACAGUAGCAGAGCAGCAACAAGACUUUGCUUUUUAUCCUUUACUUGGUUUCCUAUCGGUACCACCCGUUGCCAAUCCAGAUACCAGUCACUGACAACUGCCUCAAGAUAUGUUUCUUUUUUUUUUUUUUUUUCUUUUAUAUACUGGUUUGUGAGAAUGCUUCCAAAGUUGCAGUUCUUUUGCAUGUCUAACAUGAGGAGCUAUACAGCAGCAUGUACAAUGUCUCCCUGUUUUUAAUGAUUUGAGAUCCUUACUUGGAGAACAUCAACCGUAAUACUUUUGCACUGUUUUUUGUAAAAGAGAUAUGCAGUUUAUAUCAAAUCCCAAAUUUCUAUAAACUGCGCCCGAUUUUAAUAACUCAGACUCAAUAAAGAAUAUAUUAAAAUAAUUAGUGUGUGGAUGUUUUCUGCCAAAAGAUCUUCCACCUACAUGGUGGGUGUUGUGCAGGAAGCAAGUCGGGGUGAGGCAAAAGAAAUUGAUGUAUUUUGUCUUAUGUGGAGCUGCCAAGUCUUGUACAGAGGAGGUGGACACGCUAAAAGGAUAUUUGCAAGCGCUCCUUUUAGUAGUAACCAUCGAUAUAUGUACAUACAAUGACAUGGAACCUGCAAUAAGUCUGUGUAAAUACUUUUUGUAUUUUUUUAUUAGUAUACCAAUUUGUGCUUAACAUAAUAAUGCCUUGACCUGUAUGUUGUGAACUGUUCAAAGAGUAAUAGUAAAUGGCAAUAGGAUGAACAAUACAGUCUAUGGCCUCGAGGGUCGGUUAACCCAUUAUGUUUAUGUGCAGAUGUUUGCUUUUCCAGUAGUAUUUAGCAGUGGUGGUAUCUGGUUUGCAUGUGAAUGAUGUUUUCUACUUGGACGGGGCAAAUAAUGGAUUUCUCUCUCUACCAUUUAUUAUCAGAAGGGUCUUCUGAUGGCCUACAGGCCUCAUUUACUAAUACCGAUUAAGAAUUUUUGAAACCAUUUUUGUUUAAUCGUUUGAGAUGAUUUCUGUGACUUUGUGUAGUUUUUGCAUUUUGCCAGUACAUAAGUGAACAGCAUGAAAUCUCCUCUCGCAAUGUGCCAUUCUCUUACUAUGCAGAUGGGAACCUGAAGUUCAGUCCUGGUUUAUUGAAGUUUACUAGGAAAUGCCGGAGCUUCAUGCAUAAUAAUGGAAAUCUGCUCUUUUAAACUUUAGGCUUCUUUGAAUUGAAAUGUAAAUUGUAACCUAACGUUGAUGUUGGCCAUCAACAUAUAAAUGAUGUCUUAAUCCGGAUAAUAAUAGAUUGUAGAACAGUAAUUACCUUCCCCAUGUAUAACAAAAGAAUGUAAUCUCAGCAGCUUUCUGUGCCUGCCAUGGAGUAUUUAUCCCACCGAAGUCCUAGGGCAGUGGUACAGUUGGGAAUCUAUACUCUGAAUGUGUGUGUGUGUAUACUGAACUAUAAUAUACUGUCAUAAUCUGCUCACUCUGGAACA